AGCAAUGAAGAGGAGGCCCCCAAUGAAGACUACAACAAGUUCUACGAGGCGUUCUCCAAGAACCUCAAGCUUGGUAUCCACGAGGAUUCCCAGAACAGGACGAAGAUUGCUGAGUUGCCCCGAUACCACUCCACAAAGAGCGGAGACGAGCUGACGAGUCUCAAGGAUUACGUGACGAGAAUGAAGGAAGGGCAACAGGACAUUUACUACAUCACGGGCGAGAGCAAAAAGGCCGUGGAGAACUCCCCUUUCCUCGAGAAGCUGAAGAAGAAGGGAUAUGAAGUCCUGUACAUGGUCGACGCCAUUGAUGAGUAUGCGGUCAGGCAGCUGAAGGAAUUCGAGGGGAAGAAACUCGUCUCUGCCACAAAGAAGGGGCUGAAACUGGACGAGUCAGAGGACGAGAAGAAGAGGAAGGAGGAACUGAAGGAGAAGUUUGAGGGUCUGUGCAAGGUAAUAAAGGAUGUGCUGGGGGACAAGUUCGAGAAAGUGGUUGUGUCGGACCGUGUGGUGGAUUCCCCGUGCUGUCUGGUGACGGGAGAGUAUGGAUGGACGGCCAACAUGGAGAGGAUAAUGAAGGCACAGGCGCUGAGGGAUAGCAGCAUGGCGGGGUACAUGUCGAGCAAGAAGACGAUGGAGAUUAACCCGGAGAAUCCGAUAAUGGACGAGCUGAGGAAGAGAGCCGAUGAGGAUAAGAACGAUAAGUCGGUGAAGGAUCUCGUGCAUCUGCUGUUUGAGACGGCGCUUCUAACGUCGGGCGAUAACAUUGUAAGCAUUUAACGUUUAUUGGCGAAACUCAGAUUUCUGUCUUAAGAGUUGCAGGUAACCAAGAAUUGAAUUGGCCAAGUCCUGACCCCGUGAAUAUGCCAUCAACUAGCGCCGAUGCUGAUGCUUUUCCGGAUGUCAUGGUGAAUGAGAUACAUGAUAAUGCCAUGGAUGCAAAUGGAGACAUCAAAUACAUCAAAUAGGUUGAAGGCAAUGGAGAAAGGCGUCACGGAGGAGCAGAAAGCAAGAACGGAAGCUAAUAGGAUAAAGGCGACAGAGAGAGCAAAGGCCCGCUCCUCCAGGGCGUUGAAUGCACCGUGAAGCCUCCCCCUCAUUCCGAAGGUUAGCUACUUGAAAUACCUUGAAUGUUUUUCUUAUCAAAUAACGUUUUCAGAAAGCUUAUGGAGUUCAGGAAUUAAUUCAGCCGGUGUUUCUACACACGGAAGAAAGAAGAAACAUGUUUUUUAUUCUGCAAUGGAACUUAUUCUGUAUCAGCAUUAUUUAUGUGUCACUUCACUCUUUUUAUGUGGACAGUGGACACUUUGCAAAUGUCAUAUUUGUGUAUAAAUUUGUCCAUAUCGAUAUUCUGUG
Molecule: messenger RNA, 1353 nt
Organism: Tarenaya hassleriana
Lineage: Eukaryota; Viridiplantae; Streptophyta; Magnoliopsida; Brassicales; Cleomaceae
Product: heat shock protein 81-2-like
Exons: 2
Biological process (GO): protein stabilization; cellular response to heat; protein folding
Cellular component (GO): perinuclear region of cytoplasm; protein-containing complex; cytosol
Molecular function (GO): ATP hydrolysis activity; ATP binding; ATP-dependent protein folding chaperone
Source: RefSeq, a predicted model, not a curated record